AUGGGCAUGGUUUUUGCAGACUCUUUUGGUUCUUUGUCAAUCAACAAUGAUAACUCUUCCAAGAUCAACGAUCAUUUCAUCUAUGGCGGCCAUCUUUUAACUACUACUACUUCUUCAUCAUCCUCACAACCAUCUUCUAGUACUCAUUCUACUUCGACAAACUUCAAUGAAGAUGAUCAAGAUCAUGAACAUGAUGAUGAUGAGGAGGAGGAGGAGGAGGAGAGAGAAGAAGAAGAAGAAGAAGAUAUUGACCUAAAUCUUAGUGGCAGUUACUCUUUAAAUGGUAACAUUGACAGCCAUCAUCAUCAUCAUCAUAAUGGUAAAACAAGACCAGGUGGCAGUGGGCAGUCAAAGACAAGUGCAAGAGGCCAUUGGAGACCAGCUGAAGAUGUUAAGCUUAAAGAGCUUGUUGCCCUUUAUGGUCCUCAGAACUGGAACCUUAUUGCUGAGAAACUUGAAGGCAGAUCAGGGAAGAGUUGCAGGUUGAGAUGGUUUAAUCAAUUAGAUCCAAGAAUCAACAGAAGGGCGUUCAGUGAAGAAGAAGAAGAAAGACUAAUGACAGCUCACAGACUGUAUGGAAACAAAUGGGCAUUAAUGGCAAGGCUUUUUCCAGGAAGAACUGACAAUGCUGUCAAGAACCAUUGGCAUGUUAUCAUGGCUAGAAAAUAUAGAGAGCAAUCUAAUGCCUAUAGAAGAAGAAAGGUGAUCAUCAGUCAGAGUCAAAGUCAAACAUCAACUGCAACUCCACCACCACUACCACCACCACCACCGCCGCCGCCGGUCUCAGCCACUGUUCCUAUAACUCACAAUGGAUGCAUCCACCAACUGCCACCGUUUGGUGUCAUUUCUGGUCCCAAGAACAACAGUGAAUUGAUGAUGGGCAUGUUUAACAGCACCAACAACCAUCACAACAUACCUUGGGAAAACCAUUCAUCAUCGUCAUCAUCAUCAAACACAUCUUGGAUGAUGGAUGCAACUACUACUACUAACCCCAUCAACAACUUCCAUCAUCAUCACCAUGCUCUACAUCCUCCAUUGAUGACUGCUGCUAUGAACCAUCAGUACUACCACCACCAUCUUUACAACAACAGCACCACCACCACCAGUAGCUCCUCCAGCUACUCAUCAAUUGCAGCAACAGCAGCAGCACCACCACCACCACCACCAGAAGUUAAUAACAACCUUUCACCACCAUUUAUAGACUUUCUUGGAGUAGGAGCCAUAUGA
Molecule: messenger RNA, 1227 nt
Organism: Cynara cardunculus var. scolymus (artichoke)
Lineage: Eukaryota; Viridiplantae; Streptophyta; Magnoliopsida; Asterales; Asteraceae
Product: transcription factor CSA-like
Exons: 4
Coding region: 1-1227 (408 amino acids)
Biological process (GO): regulation of DNA-templated transcription
Cellular component (GO): nucleus
Molecular function (GO): DNA-binding transcription factor activity, RNA polymerase II-specific; RNA polymerase II cis-regulatory region sequence-specific DNA binding
Source: RefSeq, a predicted model, not a curated record